This is a messenger RNA of Cantharellus anzutake, 1272 nucleotides long. RefSeq lists its product as uncharacterized. The transcript is spliced from 6 exons. NCBI's taxonomy places the organism in Eukaryota, Fungi, Basidiomycota, Agaricomycetes, Cantharellales, Hydnaceae. The record is from RefSeq and is a predicted model, not a curated record. The coding region runs from base 1 to 1272 and encodes 423 amino acids.
AUGACACCUCUUCCUGACAACAAUGAUCUUCGCCGGCGUAUCACUGGUUUAUACCUUGGUGACGACAACAUUGCAUCACAAGUUGGCUGGAUUUACGCAAAAGCUCGACAUUGCCAUGUCCUCUGCCUUCGUGGCGCCAAUAAGGCCGACCUGAACCCCACUCCCGUCGUCCUCCAUGGCAUCUUUGCCUUUUCACGACAACCAUUCAAGCUGCUUCCGGAUGGUGGGUUUCGCGAGUCUAACAUGCCGGAGUACUUCAAUUUCGGUGUAUCACUGCAAGAAGCGAUGGCAAGGACAAAUGCGUGGGCACGGCUCGAGAGGAUUCAAGACAAUGAGCUGCUCGGAUUCAGCGAUUUCCCACAGUACAUCAAGAAUCUCAAAAGUUUUGAGGGAUUGAUGCAUGUUGGUGAUGCGCCCACAUACUCUUUGGUUAGUGAUGAAGGCGCCAGUGGGCCCCAGGUUAAGGUCAUCCACAGAAUGUUCGAGUCUUGCUGGGAUACGAUUCGUUUGGCGACAACGCCUCAACAAUCAGAUAUUGAAGACAAAGCAACUUACUGGGCCUUCAUGAUAGCAGAGGCAAAAACGCGAUAUAAGCUCACUCCUGGAGACCACCCUGUUGCUGUGAGAUUGGCCAAUGCUAAGUCCCCUGGAAACACUUCUAGCGUAACGGUGGAACCUUCUGUGUCCCGAAGUCUCAAGCCAAAUGCAGAGCUGCCGACAGAGCCAAGCACACCGCCAACAGAGCCAAGCAUGCUGCCAACAGAGCCAAGCAUGCCGCCAACAGAGCCUACCACACCGCGAACAGAACCUAAGACUCCAGAAAGCAGGGUGAAAGCAUUACCCGAUCUGGAUGGAUGCAGUGAUAACUGUGACAACGAAUCAGUCGAUGGCUUUUUGGGCCCUGAAUUUGGGCUGGAACAUUGGCCAGUGGCACCGGAAAAUUUUCGCAUCCGAGACAAAAUGUUCAAGGAGCAAAGGUGGCAAACGAAUCCGUUACAUGCAUACCGUGAGGGUAUUCAAGGUGUUAUCUCCCCUGCGGAGUAUUUGACCGCACUUCCAGGAGCUACUGUCCAGGCUUCUUUCACCCUGGCCUGUCAUUUGAUAGGAAGUAAGACUGGCAAGAGAGCGACCUAUUCCGCACGCGUGGAGGAGAUAAUCGUGCUUAAGAACCCGCCCCCCCUUCUCAGCGACCGUGCAGAGAGCGGAUCCCCUUCGAAACGACAAUUCUCUGGACCAUCCUUCUCUCCCGUUAAGCACCAAAGGCAGAGGUAA